Messenger RNA from Lachnellula hyalina, 2883 nucleotides. It is a transcript of the gene Tubgcp6, whose product is annotated as Gamma-tubulin complex component. Gene Ontology annotation, cellular component: spindle pole; equatorial microtubule organizing center; gamma-tubulin complex. The record is from RefSeq and is a predicted model, not a curated record. Gene Ontology annotation, molecular function: microtubule minus-end binding; gamma-tubulin binding. Lineage: Eukaryota; Fungi; Ascomycota; Leotiomycetes; Helotiales; Lachnaceae. The transcript has 2 exons. Gene Ontology annotation, biological process: mitotic cell cycle; cytoplasmic microtubule organization; spindle assembly. Bases 1 to 2883 code for a protein of 960 amino acids.
AUGAGCGACGAUGAAGGAAACAUCGGGAUUCCCUUUGCGAUACCAGAUCUAUGGGGUCUAUCAAAGCUACAUGCCCUUGAGGGAGAUCAAGAUGGCUCCCUCUUCUCCCAAAUAAAGCUUGAUGAUGUUGACCAGAUCCUUCCCGAUGUAGUCGAACAAAGAGCACAGGACGACAAUGGCUUUUUCAGUAUCCCAGAUUUAUCACUUGGGCUUGCUGCGGACGUUCCAACCCCACCCGAACCAACCGAUUUUCAAGAAGAACCAGUCACUACGCAGAAAGAAGAUAUUGCAGAGGAGUUUGAUUUUUGGUCAUUAACGGACGAUGUUCCGCUGAAGGUAGCGAAUUAUCAGAGUUGGGAUGGGUUCGACAACGCAAAACUCCAGGAGCGUCAGACACCGUAUAUCACAGAGGCUGGGCCCGGGAUACUCGAUGCCGCCCUGGCUGCAAAGGCGGAUUUCUUCCAUGUAGACAAUACAGACUAUAUGGUUCUGGGCACCGAAGUAUAUACUGCUUCAUUGCUGGCUCUCGGACUGGGUAGAAGUUCGGUACUAUUCGCCUGGGAUGAGACAGAACAAUGUUUUAGCCCUACGCUCCCCGAUAUUCGGAUAUCUGGGCACACAGGGGAGUCUCUAAAUGAACUAUCGGCUAUGUUCAUGGAAUGUGGAAAUAUUACGAGAGCGCUGCAAAGCUUUUUCGAUAAGUCUUAUGGUGGAAGCACAUCCGCUGGGCGAAUUGCUUUAGCAGAUGCUGUUUCUACAUUGCUGGCUACGAUACAAUCACGACUGAGUGCUAGCACAUAUAUGCAUAACAGCCUCUUGCAACUCCAGGCGUUAUUCCAGCCAGCUUACUCAAUAUUGACGUGCUUUCGCCGGAUUGUUACUAAUGUGUCAGUUACCCGGAGUGAUGAGGCGAUGUUGUCUACGAUAUUCCAAGAAAUCCAACUCCUUGAGCAUAGGACGGACUCGUUGCAAAACAUUCUUCUUGAAAUCCUUUCUAGAGUUUCACAACCAUGGCUCGAGUUCUCCGGAGAAUGGCUUGGCUUGCAACGAGAAGCAGGUGUAUCCCUUACCAAAGAGGGGAAUGGAAAGAGUUUUGUGAGAGUCGAGAAGAAGGAAUGGGUAGAUGAGCAAGGACUUGAAGUCAACCAGCCGGAUUUUGUUUUGGACUUCGAUAAAGUGCCGACAUUUCUUGCUCCCGAAGAUGCUCGUGCAAUGUUUGAGGUUGGAAGGAGCCUCCGAUUUCUGAGAGACCAUCAUUCAGACCAUCCGCUUGCAAGAGCUGAUAUUGUCGCAUCUGCAAAUCCACCAUCUCUUGAAUGGAAGUUCUCGUGGAAAGAUAUCAUGCAGGUGGAGGAAAAGGCUUUGCAGUAUGAGAAAGACUUGACAACUGCCCUACUAGAAUUCUCAGAGUCUGCAAGGCCCCUAAACACUUCUAGUCAUACUGGCAAUACAACCGAGGAUACGUUCAAAUUGGACUUCUUUGGCCGGCCUGAAGAAGACAUGCAAGCUCAUGUCCUUGCUUCCAUUGAUACCCUCAACCAACCCCUAGGCAGCAGUACUAUCCCGGAUCGGCUUUCUCAGGAACUAAGUACGUAUCUUACGUCGAAUGGUGAACGUCCUCAAGACGACGAUUCUAUGUUUCUUCCGCCGAUAUCCCUGACUCCUUUACUCUCUUUCAAUCCGAUCAUCUCCGCUCAAGCUCGCAUUGUGAACGGAACAUGCAUGCGAAUGUUCUUCAACACACACAACCUUCGCGAGCAUUUAGACCUCCAACGUAGUUUCCACCUGCUUGGAAAUGGUGUAUUUUCAAGUCGACUUUCUCACGCGCUCUUCGACCCGGAGCUCGAGAGUGCUGAACGACAGAGAGGUGUUGCUCGCUCUGGUGGUAUCAUGGGUCUUCGACUCGGUGGAAGAGAUACUUGGCCUCCUGCGAGUUCGGAAUUACGACUUGCUCUCAUGGGUGUCCUGACAGACAGUUACAUAUCGAACAAGACAUCGAAUAGGGCCAAUUCUGGGACAUACCUGGAUCAGACUUCUCUGCCUGGUGACCUUAGUUUUGCCGUUCGCGACAUGGCCGAGGAGGAAAUCGAAAAGUGCAAAAAUCUCGACUCCGUCGAAGCACUGGAUUUCCUCCGACUUUCCUACAAGCCACCUCCACCCCUAGAAGCCGUCAUCACACCAAUGAUUCUAUUUAAAUACGACCAGCUCUUCAAGCUCCUCCUAAGAGUUAUCCGCAUGCUUUAUGUAGUAUCAGCACUUUUCCGUGACGCUACUGAUCGCACAUCGUACUGGCAGGGCAUUGAUUUCGUAGCCCAACGCUUCCGAAUCGAAGCCCACCACUUCAUAUACAGCCUAAGCGGCUAUUUCUUCGACACGGGCAUUGAAUCCACCUGGCGAAUCUUCGACCGAAAACUCGAUCAGAUCGAACGGCGCAUCAACAGCGAUAGCAACAACAUUACCCUCGGCCAAAAUGAAGGUCUGGACAAGCUCAGAGAGUACCACGAAAAAGUCCUUGACCGCAUCAUGUUUGCCCUCCUGCUCCGCAAGCGCCAGCAGCCUGUCAUGAAGCUGCUCGAAGAAAUAUUCACGCUUAUCCUGCAAUUCGCGGCGCACUCGCGCGAACGAGCCCUGGGGCUGCAGCGGAAGGUCGGUGCGGAUGAGGAGGUGCGAGAGCUGUAUUUGAGAUAUCGGAAGAAAGUGGGUGUGUUUAUCACUGUCUGCAGAGGCCUGAGUGAGAAGAAGGGAUAUGGGGAGAAGAGGGUUGCGGGUGGCAAGGCAGCGGGGUUGUUUGAUGGGGAGGAUCUGACCGAGGAGAAUACUGUAGCGCAGCUUUUGGCGAGGUUGGAGAUGUCGAAUUAUUACUCAAGGAGUGUUGAUGUUUGA